UGUCUGGACUCCAGGUUCUAUGGUAAACAGUGUCAAGAUGACUGUCCAGACACCUGUCUCAACUCUCGCUGUCAGUUUAACUACACCCGUGUUGUGUGUACAGAGGGAUGUGUUGCCGGCAAGAAGGGAGAUAGCUGUGGUGUAAACUGUGCUACAGCCUGUACACAGUGUGAACGUUAUGGUGAUGGUUGUACAGGACCGUGUCAGAAUCCCCAGUAUUACGGUCAACACUGUAGAACACCUUGUCCCUCCAACUGUAGAGGAGGAUGUAAUAGGAUCACAGGGGAUUGUGACAGCUGUAAGCCGGGGUACACAGGGGACAAGUGUGAUGUUACCUGUCCCCCCAACUGUAGAGGUGGAUGUGAUAAAGACACAGGGGAGUGUGGCAGCUGUGAGCCGGGGUACACAGGGGACAAGUGUGAUGUUACCUGUCCCCCCAACUGUAGAGGUGGAUGUGAUAAAGACACAGGGGAGUGUGGCAGCUGUGAGCCGGGGUACACAGGGGACAAGUGUGAUGUUACCUGUCCCCCAACUGUAGAGGUGGAUGUGAUAAAGACACAGGGGAGUGUGGCAGCUGUGAGCCGGGGUACACAGGGGACAAGUGUGAUGUUACCUGUCCCCCCAACUGUAGAGGUGGAUGUAAUUGGAUCACAGGGGAGUGUGACAACUGUGAGCCGGGAUACAGAGGGAAGCACUGUAACAUUACCUGUCCCUCCAACUGUCGAGACUGUGACAGGGAAACAGGCGAGUGUAUACACUGUGUUGAAGGGUACAGAGGGGACCACUGUGACAGCUGUGAACCAGAUUAUAUAGGGGACUACUGUAACAUUACCUGUCCCUCCAACUGUAGA
This is a messenger RNA of Haliotis rubra (blacklip abalone), 851 nucleotides long. RefSeq names its product scavenger receptor class F member 1-like. Lineage: Eukaryota; Metazoa; Mollusca; Gastropoda; Lepetellida; Haliotidae. The record is from RefSeq and is a predicted model, not a curated record. The annotation marks the transcript as partial. The transcript has a single exon.